AUGUGGUCUCUGCUAUCCACGGCGACCGCCUCUACGGCGUCGACUCCGCCAGAAAGCGUGAAGUCUGGGGACGAACCCCACCGUCCUUUGGAUCUGUUGGAACAGGUCUUGGCACCUAGCAAUGAGAAACCUUCAACGCGUAUCGAGCAAGCACGGCACUGUGCAGAAGACUUGGGAUUAGGCCGACCAGGCUUCUAUCGUGGCUUCACCUGGGAUGUCUCUGCCCACACCUUUAACGACCUCGCGCCGAACAAAGUCCCCCUACCUCCCAAAUACGAGCAUUCGGGUAAUUUUAAAUGGGUUGGGCAGGAACAAGAUGCCAUUCCACAGUAUCUCUGGGACAGUGAAACAUUCCAGACUGUCCACGCGGAUCAUGAACAACUACGGAGGUAUUGUGCAGUAUCCUGGACAUGGGGCCGCUACCAGCGAAAGGAUCUCAGCGGGAAUAAGAUCUGGCGAUACUCCACAGGAACAAAAUGGCGGGUGCCCGCCUUUGAAAAAGUCGAAUCUCCCUUUGGCGGAAGAAUUACCAAAAUUGAUCGACUGACGCAUUUGAAACACCUCCUCAGAUGUAUCAAGGCUUUCCGAUAUUUUUGGAUUGACGUCUUAUGUAUCAAUCAAAAUGCCGACAAGGUCGCCAAAGCCGAGAAGGAAGCAGAGAUCGCCAAACAAGCACAAAUUUUCCGCAACGCGACAGCCUCUAUGGCGUAUUUAUGGACUCUCAAUGAGCGGAAAGAUCAUGAUCUCAGUCGCGCACUGGGUGCUUUUGGUGGACUUCUCGCUUCUUGCAUCUACUUCCGACCCGGUCAACCUAUAGUCGAUGGCAGAAAUGUCCCGCGGUUUGGCGUGAUGCCUCCCUAUGCCGAAUGGAAUGAUUCCUUUAGCCGGUUGCGGGAGGAUAAUUGGUUCACUUCUCUGUGGGCCCUGCAAGAAGUUGUUCUGUUUCCAUCGGCGAUCUGGAUAACUCAGGACGGAGGCUUCGUUACCAUCAACGAUCGUCCCGUCACCACCAGACUCUUCGCAAGUGCAGUGCGGCUCCUCUUGUUGAUGUCUCGGUUUCGAAAGGACCAAUGGCUCAAGGAGGAGAGGCAGUAUAUCCAGCAGAGGAACAUGGCCCCGUCAGAGUUCUUCAAACGGCGGAAGGAAAUCGCAAACAUAGAACACCGGCGUCGAUCGGCUUUGCAGGAAGCUAGGGCUGAGCAACAAACCAAUCAAGGUGAGGGAAACUUGUGCAUAGAAGUUUCUUAUCCGCCGAGGAUACCAUCGGUGCUCAAACACCGCCUAGCAGACCGAUUACUGCAAGAUGAAAUCGACAACUGGGUUAGCUGGUCCUUUGGAAAGGCAGGUAUUGACAUAGCUUUGGGAGCAACGCGGACUGCGAUCCUCAUCGCUGGAAGCAAUCGGAAGGCCGUCGAGAAUCAACCCAAAGAAUACGCCUUGUUGGCCGCCUUGAAAAUCAGCUAUCACCCGGACUUGAUUCCGGAAGAUUUGCUCAACGUCGAACAGCAAUAUUUCUCGCACAAUCUUCUGAAUGUUAUUCUUCGCCACGAGGGAGCCUCCAUGUUUGAUGUUGUGCAUCAGCCUUCCGCCUUGCAAUUUAAGUUUCCGUCUGACGGCUUGUUGGAUGACUCUGAGUGGACUUUGGUUGAUCGCACCCUUGACUAUCUCCAAAUAGAACUGCCGGGCAACUCAGAGGACCGACGCCGCCCGUCUCAUGAACACUUGGACCCAGGGUGGACGAAAGUGACCCAGGUACACGAGAAUUUGCAAACCGAGGUCAAAUACCGUUAUAAAGACCAUGAACGAUAUGUUCACAUACCACAGCAGGGGGACGUUCUCACCGAUAUGUCUACGUGGUCUGCUUGGUACCCUAACCCUGAUGGCUUUGGAACUCAUUCAAGUGAGGAGAUGGUGUGGGAAGACGUGAAGAAGUGGCAUAUGCAUCCCUACGGCAUGGUGCACAUUCCUCCAUCUGCACGGAUCCAGGAUAUUCCCAAGACGCAGAGUGGUACCGAAAUAACUGUUCGACUCAAUGGUGGUGACAUCGAGUAUGAUAUUGAGCGACUGGCGGAUCUAAAAUUGAUCUCGCAAACUCAAACAUGGCUCAAAGAGAAACUUGGACAACCCAAAUACAUAUUUCUCCCCCUCUACACUCGGUUUUUCAAAUCAUGGGGAGUAAGUCCACGAGUCGCCGGUUUCCGAGGACCUUACCAUACCGUUGAGACAGAUGAAACCACCGGCAUUGUCCUGGUCGGAAAAUCAACCCUCCAAAAAGGCCAUUCUUUGACACAUUGGCAUAAACUGGGUACAUACCGUGGAAGAGGUAUGUUUACGAAGUUGGGUUGGAGAGACGGCAUACUGGUGACCUCGCCACAUGGAGACUCGCGCACCCCGUCUAUCAACAUGGCAGACUGUCAGGCAGUGACCAGCUUGAAUGCCGUCAUCACCCAAGCUCUCUCCGAUACGGCAGAGCCUGUAGAAGGGGGUUUUGAAACCGUUCAACCAUCGGACGUCCUGGGAUUCCGAGACUUUGGAGAAUCCCCGGACGUGAGCUAA
Rhinocladiella mackenziei CBS 650.93 is the source of this 2556-nucleotide messenger RNA. RefSeq lists its product as uncharacterized. NCBI's taxonomy places the organism in Eukaryota, Fungi, Ascomycota, Eurotiomycetes, Chaetothyriales, Herpotrichiellaceae. The transcript has a single exon. The record is from RefSeq and is a predicted model, not a curated record. Bases 1 to 2556 code for a protein of 851 amino acids.